Girardinichthys multiradiatus is the source of this 11628-nucleotide messenger RNA. RefSeq lists its product as uncharacterized. The transcript has a single exon. Lineage: Eukaryota; Metazoa; Chordata; Actinopteri; Cyprinodontiformes; Goodeidae. The record is from RefSeq and is a predicted model, not a curated record. The coding region runs from base 7002 to 7625 and encodes 207 amino acids.
AAGGCGGCUGGAUACAAAUGCAUUCCACACUUUUAGAAUUAGAUUUGUAUCCUUUUCCUUCCACUUUCUAGUUAUGAAGUACUUUGUGUUGUUCUAUCAUAUUAAAUUACUUUCUUAAAAAAACAUUGAAAUGUGUGGUUGUCACUGGACAAAAUGUGGAAAAGUUCAAGGGGUUUGCAUGGCACUCCAAGUAACCCAGACAUGUACAGUAUCUGCAUAUCACCACUGUAAACCAGAGAGACAUGAUGCACCGGCACUCUGUUUACUGCAAAUUCAGAUGAAACAAACAACAGUGACAUUCUCCAAUUAAAUCCAGGCAAUUAUUAAUCAUCAAUGUCUUUUUUUCUCAUAUGUUGCAAGUAAAGAAGGAGGCUAAAGUUUGUAUCAGAGUCCUGUAACCUUGAGGUUCUGACUUCUGCUCUGCAGCAGACAAAGUGAAAUCCAGAACCUCCAGUGGGUCUGUUAAUAAUCCAAAGUCCUGACAAAGCCCUCUUUAUUUCAUAAUUAAUGCAAACAUGAAAACCAUGACACUGAAUGCUGGGUGAGCCGUACAUCAGUGUCCAUGACAAGUAAAAAUGAACGCCGUCAUUCAUCUGUGCACAGAGCUAAUGGACCCUAUAAGACUGCAUUACUGAGCACAACACAAGGGACCUUUGUGCCAGACUGAUAAAAGCAUACAGUGUGGCAAAUUUAUGACACUGAUGCAGAAUAGGCAGCAAGUUAUGCCUUUAAUUGUUGGCCACACAGGAGGAACUCUGUCUUAUUACGUAGGUCAAUGCAACAGGAGCAUGGUAUUUAUUGUAGCAGCUGUGUUAACAGAUUUAGGUGUGUACAUUUACGUCUGUCAGCAAGUAAUGCUGCAUUGUGUAUGCACAAUCCACUUGUAUGCACAGUGCCUGCAUCACAAUUCCUACCUGUGAAACUUUUUUAUGUUUUGUCACAUCACAAAUGUAUUUUAUUGAGAUUUGAUGUGAGAGACCAAAACAAAAAGUAGUGCAUGAAACAGUCAAAGUAUUAUUCAAAUAAAAGCCUUAAUGUGGAGCAUGCAGUUGUAUUCAGGCCUUUUUCCUUGGGUACCUCUUAAUAAAAACUGCAAGCCAGGAGUGGCGCUGGUGGUGUAGGGGUUAAGCACGCGACCAUUUGCAGAGGCUAUAGUCCUCAAUGUGGCCGUCCUGGGUGUGAGUCCUGGGCCAGGUGACCUUUGCUGAAUGUGUCUCCCUCUCUUUGCCCUCUUUCCUGAAGGAUGAAAAAAAAAAUAAAGGCCUCUAGUGCUGCAAAAAAAACAAAAAACUAGAAGCCCUCUAAAUAGUAAAUUGAGUCUACAUGUGUGUAAUUUAAUCUCAGUAUAAUUCCAGUUCUGUGAAAGCCUCAGAGUUUUUGUAGAGAACAUAAGUGAACAAACAGCAACAUGGAGACCAAGGAAUACAGCAGACAGGUCAGAGAGAAAUGAGUGGAGAAGUUUGAAUCUGGGUAAGGUCGUAAAACAUAUUGCAAGCUUUGAACAUCUCAUUGAGUCAUUUUUUUAUAUAUCGUCCUAAAACAGAACUACCGAGAGACCUCUGAUAACUCUGGAGGAGCUGUAGAGACUCAAAGCUAAGGUGGGAGAAUCUGUUGACAGGACAAUUAUCAGUCCAGCUCUCUUCAAAUCUGGCCUUAAAGGAUGAGAGGCAAGAUGAUAGCACUUAUUAGAUUCUAUAUAGGGGGCAUGGCGAGACAUGAGGAAGAAGGUGCUCCGGUCAGAUGAGAACAAAGUCACACUUUCUAGUCUCCAUAAAGACACCCUCCCCACAUUUAAAUAUGAUGGUUGUGGCAGCAUCAUACUGUGGGGAUGCUUUUCUUCAGCAGCAAUAUGGAAUCUAGUCUGUAAUAAAGGAAGAUGGGUGGAACUAAAAUCAGGUCGAUCCUGAGAGUAAACCUGUUAGAUGACCUGAGACUGUGGCAGCGGUUCACCUGCCAGCAGGACGACGACGACCAUAGAGCCAGCGUUACAAUGGAAUGGUUUAGAUCAAACCAUAUUCACGUGUUAAAAUGGCCCAGUCAAAGUCCAGACAUAAAUCAAAUUGAGAAACUGUGGCGAGGCUUUAAAAUUGGUGUUCACAGAUGGUCUGCAUCUAUUCUGACUGAGCUUGAGACAGUUUGCGAAGAGAGCUAUAGCUGCAAGGCAGGUAGGUAAACUCCAAAAUGUGGCUCAAAAAAGUAUUGACUCAGGGGGGUUGAAUACAUAUGCAGACCAGGCUUUACAGGCUGUUAUUCUAGAACAAUAUAUCUAUUAGUAUAAAAAGACUAGAGGAGGCCAAAAUAAGAGAACAAAAUGGAGAGGAACAGAAGGAGCAGAGUUACUUUGAUGGAUAGUUAAAGUAAAUUUAAAGUGAAUAUAGCAAUCUUUUGUUUUACCUUCUGAUUAAUAAAGUUUUUACUGUUUUUGUUUUUCUUUAAAUGGUUCUUUGGGUUGGAUUUAAGUAACUAAAAAUCCCAACACCCUAUUUUUUUUUCCUUUAUACUGCGAGUUCUGCAUCUUUAUUCUGCUUCUGCUUCCCAGAUCCUGCAGGGAGAAAGCUGUGAUUAAAAGCAAUUAUCGGUGUUACUGUCAGUAAAAGGUAAUGAGGUGUAACAGCUGCUGGUAAAGUCAUCAAAAACUGGCCUAAAAGGAAGGGAGGCGGUGGUGAACUCUCAGUCACUGUCCAGAGAAUAUUGAUUGUUUAUUUGAUUACAAGCCCACCGAACGAUCGGGUUUCCCUAAUCCAAGCAGACUAGAGAAGGAAAUGUGAUGCUCUGCUUGUGCUGAAUCUGACGUCAUAAUGCUCACUGAAUUAGAUUACGUGUUUGCUGCAUUAGGCUUUGUUUAGGUUGAUCACAAACAUGAGCACAAAGUGACAGGACAGGCUGAAAUUCAGGAAUUUAGACUAUAAAGAUUUUACGCAAGUUCAUCUUAAUAUUUCAGACCUGCUUAAUGAAAGUCAAGGGGUGUCAAUUUGUCUUGUUCUCGCUUAUAACAAACCCUAUUAGACCUGGAAAAGCCCAAAUCCUCACUUCAUAUUCAGCUCAAGCUGGUCUUUGUAAAGAGAUGCAGCCCAGUCUCUGCAGCCACAAAAUGACUGAUAUUACUGCACCAUUACAGUGCAAAAAACUUCUGCAGAGUGAUGUAAUUAAUCUGUUUGCAUUCAGUAGAGCCACUUUGUGAGCCGUGUCAUUCUUGGAAGGUAUCCAAGAGAACAUCUUUGGUGUAAAAUUAACAAGUUGUUCAAGGGGACCACUAUUUAAAUCGGAGAGAUAGUUUUAUGGGUAUGUCCUUUAGUGCUGCAUACACAUGGUGCUCUUGGAUGAUGCAGAGCUAAUGUGAAUCAAGCUUCUCCUCUAAUGAGGGUCCAUUACAAACCCACACUGCAAGAACUAUUCAUUUUUUAUGAGACGUGCAGCGCUGUUGGCGCCUUUCAUCAGAGGCAUUUGCUAUCACUGGUUAUAUGUGGCCAUUUAGCCAGGGGGGGCCAGUGUAAAGGCACUGGUUUAAAGCAAACCCUGGGUCAGCAUUUUGGAACCAGCAGAUAUACCAAUUGUGGGAUCGCCAGAUGAUUUUCAGAAUCAUCUGAUGUGACCGCUGAGGAGUAUGGAGGACCAAAAGGGACAAAAUUAAAUAAAUAAAUAUGAAAUAAAUGUAAAUGUCCUAUUAAAUAAUUAAGUAAUAUAUAAUGACAAUAAAUAAUCAAAUGUUCUUAAAAAAAUUAAUUCAUAUAAUUAUUUAACUCUAUGUACCAUAAACAAAUGAGUACAAAAAUCACAUGUAUUUUUAGGGGUUGCCAGUCUCUGGCACUGUUAUUUUGGGGGUCACAGGCUGAGAAGUUUGGGAACCCUUGCUCUAUCAGUGCAGGAAUGUGGGAGGGUGGUGCGUCUCUCCAACAGUCCUUGGGCAAAAGUCACAAAGUAUCUUACAUAGCUUUCAGCUAGCUUCAAAUCGGACUUCUUGUGGCUUUGGCUUUCCUGUUGCCACCGAUCUGUAAGGAUCCCAUUUUUGGAGUUUGCUACUAAUAGCUUUCCUCUCGAUAGAUUCUCUUAUCUGUGCUGUGGAUCUCUGCUGCUCCUCCACAGCUCCCCUUGCCUGACCCGCUGGUUUCGGUCAAUGGCUAUGUGUUGGUUGGUUUGCAGGUGUGACAUAAUUUUUAACAAUUCCCUCUGGAAGGUCCAAUGCUCAGUAUACUGAUAUUUAACCUAAGACUGCUUUAAGAUGUUUGUUUUCUAAUGUUUUUUUAACAAGCCUCUGGAGCCUUUAGUACGGUGGCCCUGAAGUGCAAACCACAUCAACAAGUUACUAAACACAACUACAAAUUAUAAUACACAACGACAUUUCAAAAAACACAACAACAUUAACUAAAGGGAAGAGGUAGGUCCCAGAGGGAAAACCUGGGAAAUCUCUGAUUGGAUGACGCCACUUUUGGCUUUUGGACCAGAAGUUAAGGCUAUAGCUCUUUCAAUGUUCGGAUAGGCGGGAAGACAGUCACAGCGCUAUGUAUUGCCCAAGCUGCGGAAAAGAGUUGGUUGAGCUGUCACCGAACUUUUGCAGCAGCUGUGGCAAGAGGAUUCAAGAAAUAUGUGUUGGAGCUACUCCAUGGUCUUCAAGUAAGUUCAUAAGCAUGAAAAAUAGUUUAUUUGUCUUAUAGUACCUUAUUAACGUUAGCGGUUUCCAGACCGUGCCCGUAAUGUUGAAUUAAACGUGUACUUAGGUUUCAGUCAUGCAGCAACAUUUAUAGGUAAAAUAUAAAUGUCCGUUGCAUUCGUGGGCGCUAUUUACCAGGGAAAUCUGUGUUGCUCUGGUUAGUAUGGCAUGUCUGCAUAUAUGGCUAUGCAUCUCUCUGAUGUGCACCUUUGUCAUUUUUUCCCCCAUUGACUUUAGCACGACAGGCUAUCCCACCCUGCCCGACUCCAGCCUUCAGCACCUUCCUAGAAUACCGACAAAAGAAAAACGAGGAGCAACAAAAGUUUUAUCUUGGGAGAAAGGGGUUAAAGCACAAGGGAAAAAUAAAAGUUGGGGUAGGUUAGCUAUGACUCUGGCUGAAAACAAGCAGCUUUUAUCAAGGAUUCUGGUAUGAAGAAAGUUCAGCGUAGCAAAGCUAUGCAGAAUACUUGUUAACCAGUCAUAGCAAAUUGUCAAUUCAUGAUCAAUCAAAAUAGUAAAUCAGCUAUUGAUUAAUAAAUUAACAACCACUAUUAUGAUCUGUUUGUAUCCAAAUCUGUGGUGUAAAAGUAAAGGUUUCCAUCAUUCUGCUUUGACUGAUAUUAGUAUUUAUUUGGUCCAUAAGGUUGUUAUUGCAAAAUGUAACACAAUAAUUAAAAGCAAAAAGAACAAUUUUGACAAUAUUUUUAAACAUUUCUCAGUCUUUCACAUCUUUUUUCUUUCAGAUAAAUGUUGGCUUGAUGGUAAUUCAGAAGGGUUGUCUAAGGCCACAGCGUGGAAGAACUAUUUCCCUUACAACAGACCCAGAUAUCUCUGCCACAACUCUGCUCAGUCAGGCUGUUAAAAAAAUGAAGGACUUCAACAAAGAUGUAAAAGAUGGGCCUUUCCUUCUUCUGUAUCCAGAUGGGACAGAGGUCAUUAAUAUCCCUGGGACACAAAGACCUUUUACCCUUGCUGCUUAUAAGGCCGAGGUUGGCAAGUCAUAUCAAAGGAUUACAGUUUUCAUCUGCUUGAAAAGGGACUUUGAAGAAGGUAAGCUGCGAUGUUUGUGUGUGGAGUUUGGCACACAUUGCCUAAACUUCAACAAAUGUAAAUUUUGAAGUUGUGCAAGUAAGCAUCACUGGCAUAAACCAAUCAAGUCAGUCGCAUACAUACAUUAGCUCCUACAUGUCAAGUUACUUUCUAGAAACGUGAAAGCUUUGGGAUCUGCUGAGUCAUGAGUUUUUACCAAUGCUGUGUUUAUGCAUUUGGAUAUGACCUAACAUUGUUUAGUGAAUAUAGUAUUAUCACUUAGUAGAAUUUUUUCUUUUUUUUUUUUGUUGAUGUUUGUUUUUUUAUGUUUUACAGUUGGAAAUUUGUCAGACUUGUCUGACUCUGACCCAGAGAUUGUUAUUAAAAAAUCCUCAGAGUUUGAUCUUGCUGAGACACUAGUAAGUACAAUUUAACAAACAGUAAAACAGUACCAUGUUCCAAACUGCUGGAUACAUACAUUACAGAACAGCUGUGUUUGAAUCUCAAUUAGGUGCAUUUGCACUGGAUGUUAUUUGCAUCAGAGUAAAGCAGGGUAGAUAGAAAAUGCAAGCUACACCUUCUAGAAUUAUGCACUACUUUGUGUUGGUUUAUCACAUAAAAUCCCAAUAAAACACAUUAAAAGUUGCAGGAAAAAAAACAGUAUUUAAGGGUUGUGAAACGUUUGCAAUGCACCGUAAUGUGCGUCAAGCUCCUCAGACAAUUAUAUAAAAAAAUAAGACCUUAUUACAUCAAACCAAAGAUUAUGGUCAAAUAAUUAUUUAUUAUCUCUGAGUGUGCUUUUGUUUGCCAUUUUGCUAAUAGUGCUGUGGAGUUGCAGAGCUUGUGCAGAUGAUUAAGGUCUCAGACAGCACAGGUUCUCAGCGCUGCACCAAACCUAGAGCUGGUUCUUCAUAUGAGUAAAAUGGGAUUCUGAGUCUCUAAAGUAAAACUGAAUUUAAUAAGAAGUAAGGAUCGCAUGAAUAAACUUAACAGUGUGAGGACAAGCAGGGAGCCUAAUAGAAACAUCCGCACGUAAUAGUGAUGUAAGAUUAUUUAUCACCCCUAUCAUUGCUCCCUCCAGACACUGAUGCUGCCCCACUCGCUUCAUGCGGACCACAGUAGACAGGUUGUCGGCAACAAGGUGGGGGUUGCAGCUGCGGCUGCUGUCCCACUCGGCGCUGCGGAGCCUGUCACAGCUCAUGAUCUGGGCUCGACUGGGAAGAUAAAAAAAAAAAAAAAAAAAAAAAGGGCAGUCCUGUAACACCUGAGAGGACUCAGCUGCACCACUGCACCCAGGAGAGACGCAGCGCAUCGCAGGGCUGCAAUGAAGCCCCGUCUGCUGGGCGGUGGCAGGACAACCAGGAGACUUUUAUCGGCGUGCCUGAUCUCGGCUUGCCAAGCCCUACACAGCUGCGGGGGAGUCAAGUGCGUGGAUGGCCAUCAGUGCUGCCCACAGCCCGUCCCCGGUAACGGCAGCUCCGGCUCCGUGGAAAGCUGCUGCAAGCUCCCCAUCCACGUCUUCUUUGACAACGUCGGCUGGUUUACGCGGAAGCUGUCUGGCAUCCUGAUCCUGCUGCUGCUCUUCGCCAUGGGCUACUUCAUCCAGAGGAUCAUCUGCCCUCGGCCCCGCCACCGGGUCCAGAACCAGGAGCACGGCGAGGAGCCCUCCCUCUUCCACAGACCCACAUCGGCGUCCCAAGAUUUCCUCCUGGAGCCCUACCCGGAGUGCACUCUCGGGGACUUCGCCUCUCCGAACCUGCCGGCCUAUGACGAGGUCAAAUACCUUCCCACGUAUGAGGAGAGCAUGCAGGAGAUGCACAGAGACCGGUCCGACGAUAACCUGUUGUCCGGGAGCGAGAGGGGAGAAACGGAACCGGCUGGGUCCGGAGAGCAGAGGCGGGAUCAGCUGGGAGCGAGCCCCACAAGGACAGCUCGGAACUCAGUCUGAGGCUGGAGCAGGAACCGGGCAAUGAACUGCCUAAUAGUAUUACUAAUUUAUCAUCAUCAUCAUCAGGGGUAGGCGGUGAAGGGGUCUUGUAGAGACACAAACUCAAGUGCAAUUAUAAUCCUGAUUGUAACGAAGAAAGAAGGAGGCUGGGGAUGUAAACGUGUUUGGGAAGAUAAUACGUGUCUGCUCGCCUUUUGUAUGCAAAUAGCGCUUCACUAAAGGGGAUUAGAGAGUGAGCAGAAGGCGCUUUAAACUGAUGCUCAUUGUGUUGAGGGACAGCUAAUUUGGCUGCAAGACAAUCACGUUAAGUUUUAGUGGCACCAUGAAAACACAUUUCUUCUGGAAAGUGGUACUUAUUAAUUUUUUUUUUUUACAUUCUGAAUAUGUAGUUUGCUUUAGUUUAUUUUUUAUUUUAUUGCAUCCAAAUAUAAAACAAUUUCUUCUCAGAAACUUGAAUCUGGACUGACAUAAGGGAUUUCAACUGUGAUCCUUCCUUUAUAGAGCCAGUCAGGUUAUGCCUUAUCAGCAUGAAAGCAAUAUUCUAUUCACAUUCGCAUGGUAGCUCAUAGAUAAGCGUUUUAUUGGUAAUCUGAACCAUGUUUCAUGUGUUUGUUGACAGCUAAGCCACAACAGCAUUAGUAAAAACCUCAGAUCCAGUAGCAUUUGUCACCUGGAGUUGCAUGAAUUCAUGGAAAACAAUGGCAGAUGUUACAGCAUGCAUGCUGAUAUGGUGCAUGUUGGCAAAACAUACAUGAAAUGAAAAGUGUUGCAAGUAGAUCAGAAGUUAUAAGAGCAUUUCAAUGAUUUAGAGUAUCAUGGAGAAGUUAAUUUCUGUCAGUAAUUCAAACCAACAAGUCACUAUUAUGUAUGGAAUAGAUUUAUUACAUGCAAAGUAAUAUAUAUUAGGUAAUUGUUUUUAUUAUUAUGGCUUAAAAUAAUGAAAACUCAAAGUUCUGCUUCUGAUAAAAUAAAAAGCGGGUUUUAAUUGAGAUGUCACACUGUGGCCAAUUAAAUCUGAGAGAAGACUGCAGACUUGACUGUGUCACGCUGACAGUCAUUGACAGUCUCCCUAAGGAAGGUAAGCCCCUAGAGGUUAUUGUUAAAGAAGUCGUCUGUUGACAGUGUUGUGGAAUUUCAACAGAUUACUGUAUCCAGCCUUAUCAGUAGAAAGUUAAGGAAAAAUGGUGGUAGAAAAAGAUGCAUGCACAAUGGGGAUAACCACAGCCUUCAGAGGAUUUUGAGGUAAAGGUGUGGAGAGCAGCUGGAGACACAGACAUAUCCAGGACUGGAGCAACAACUGUGGCACUCUUUGCAUUACCUAAGCCAGUCCUCAACCAGAGACAACAUCAGACGCACCAAACCUGGGCUAAAGAGAAAAGGAUAUUGGAGUGUUGCUCAGUGGUUGAAAGUCAUCUUUUAAGAUAAAAAAAAGUAUUGUACAUUUUAUUUGGAAAUCAAGGUCCCAGAGUCUGGAGGAAGAGUGGAGAGGAACCGAAUUCAGUGUGAAGUAUCCACAGCCAGUGAUGAUUUUGGGCGGCAUAUCAGUUGGUGGUGUUGAUCCAUUGUGUUUUCUCAAGUCCAAAGUCAGAGCAGCCAUCUACCAGGGGUUUUUAGAGCACUUUAUGCUUCCUUUAAGCUUUAUGGAGAUGCUGGUUAAAUUUCCAGCAGGAAUUGGCACCUUCCCACACAACCAAAGGUACCAAAAGCUGGUUGAAUCACUGUGGUGAUUCUGUGUUUGAUUGACCAGCAAACUGGCCUGACCUGAACCCCAUAGAGAAUCUAUGAAGUAUUGCAAAGAGAAAGAUGAGGCACCAGACCCGACAAUGCAGAUGGCGUGAAGGCCGCUAUCAAAACAACCUGCCCUUCCAUUACACCUCAGCAAAACCACACGCUGACGGCCUCCAUGCCAUGCCGCAUGGAUGCAGUAAUUUUUGCUAAAGGAGGCCCAGCCAAGUAUUGAGUGCACAUACUGUACAUUACACGGACGUUGUUUCCAGUAAGCCAAGAUUUCUGUAUUAACAUGAAAGAAAAUUAUUGGUAUUAAACAAUGAUACAAUUUUGCAAUAGCUGUUUUGUUAUCAGUUGUAAACAAUAAUCAUUUAAAUUAAAACUAAUUACUCAUUGAAAUAUAUCAUAUGAAUCUAGAAAAUAUACGAGUUCCCCUUUUGAAUUUAAUCACUGAAAUAAAAUAGAAAAAAAUUUCACAUGGUAUUCUAAUUUAUUGUGAUGCACAUUUACAUUGCUCAGGAAACACUAAGGACAAAGAAAAUAACUGAAAACAUGGGAGGAGGCAGAAAAGGGACAACAUUUUUCUGCAAAUUUGACUGAAGAUGCAAGCAGAGAAAAUCUUCAUAUACUUAAAACUAGCCAGAUGACUCUGAACAAGUAAUUAAACUCACGUUAAAUAUAGUUUGUCACCUUUAUAACAGCAUGUUAGGGUUAGUUUUCCUCUGUUUAGUCAUUUUGGUUUUCAAUCAAGAUGGUGACAUCACAUAAGUCAAUUAAUCAUAGUCCUUCAAAUAUCUCAAUUUGUCUUUUUCUUGUUUUUAAAUUUUUAUUUGCAUGUUUUUUGUGUUUCAGGGAUAUUUGUUGACCAUAAAACACAUGGAAGCAUUUUUCAAAGAGGAGCAAGGAAAGGUGAAAUGAACAAAAAUUAUAAUCAAAUCUCUUCCGCUCUUCCACUUUGAGUCAAGUUGUUACAAAAUGUAAAUGGUCUGGGUCCCUGCAAGAUGAUUUACAAGUCCCACCAAUUUUUCCUGCAGAACAUUUGCAUCACCAGCUUCUUUAACUACCUGGUAGUUAUUUGCACACCUCAGUUAAAAUGUAAAAACAAAAAAGACAAAAAACCCCCAUUUUUAAGCUUAUUUUAAUGUGACAGAUGUACCUUUCUGUUAUUUAUUGAAGAUAAUAAAAAAAUUAAAAAAGCUCUAGCAACCUAGUUAUACGUGUGUGCCCACCCCUAAAUGAAUACUUUGUUUUUUGAUUAAUAUUUUUGAUUAAUUAAUUUUUUUACAUUUUGUUGACUUUUUUUGAUUCAUUUUAAGCUUUCAGUUUUCUUUGGUUGAAAUAUCAGCAAUCCCCCAGGUGACUUUGUAAUAUGUGCCCACUCCACCACGCAAAAGCUCCCCUGAGCACAUGUCUUGUCCACAGCCCUCUUCAGGCAACCCCAGAAAUUUUCUAUUAGGUUUGGUUCUGAACUUUGGGUCUCUAAAACUUUCAUUUUCACUCUUAAUAAAAAGCGUCUCCAGAUCGUGAUGCUACUGCCAGCGUGUUUCACUGUGGUUAUGGUGUUUUGUUGUUGAUCUGCAUGGUUGCUUUUUGUGUCUGACAUAGUGUUUUAUUUUUUUUCGAGCCAGGCUUGAAUGUUUUCUUUGGAAAGAAAAUGCUUCUGUUGUCAACCUUACUUCUUAGUCCAGAGAUACAAAGAACUCAGGAGAAUGUUGUCACAUUUAGAGCACAGCCAGUACUUCUCAGAAAUUCCUGCAGCUCAUUGAGUGUUGCUGUCAGCCUCCAGGCACAGUUCCUGAUCAGUUUUUGUCUUUUCGUAAUGUCACUAUUGUUCCAUAUUUUAUCCAAUUAUUAAUGACUGUUUUUUACUGUGCCAGCAUAUGCUGUAUUAAUAUAACGUGGAUUGUUUUUGGUAUCCUUCUCCUGACUGAUAUGUUUGUACAGUUAGAUAACAUUGAUCCUUUGUAACCUCUGCAAACUGUGGCUUUUGCAAAAGCCUUCAAAUGAUCAAAUGUCAGAAAAUCCUAGGGCAGCUGAACUUAAUGUCUGGUUAAUCAGACUCACUAUAAUUAAUUUUAUUUAGCACCCCAAAAGCCUAAAUGUUGAAACUGCAUCAAAAUAUGAUGAAACAGAGUAUUUGUUAAAGGGUCUGCACGCCUAUUCAACCAGCUAUUGCAGCUUUGUUUAUUAAUUUCUCUCUAACAGAUUUGUUUGUUUUUCUGUUGAAGUAUCCAGCAUAGAUAUCACAUUAAAGAUGGAAAAAAAAACUGCAAAA